AUGGCUUUGCGAGUAUUUCGAAGAUUCUUUGGGAGCAAAUUUUUCCCACUAAUUAGCUCUAGUGACUCCGAAAGUGAAAUUGAGCCUCCAGUUACAAACCUUGAGCAACUAUCUGAAAAUGUGCUGAAAUUGGAUAAACCUUUUGUUGACCACAUUACUAUUAAAGUUCAGUCAGGAAGAGGUGGAGAUGGCUGCUAUGCACUUUAUAAGCCAAGAGGGAGCAGAGGAAAAUUUCCAUGUGGAGGAAAUGGAGGAAGAGGAGGCGAUGUUUAUAUAGAAUCUCUCAGAGAUAUAAAAACACUUAGGCUUCCUAAAGAAUUCAGGGCUGAAGAUGGACAGAAUGGACAAGGCGCUGAUUGCCACGGAAAAAAAGGAGAAUGUGUCACAAUAAAGGUCCCAAUCGGUACUUUGGUAAAAGAAGUAAAUCCUCUAGGCCAGCAUCGAACUAUUGGGAAUUUUGAUAAGCCUGACAAAAUUCUAGUAGCCAAAGGUGGACUUGGAGGAAAAGGAAAUAAAGAUUUCCCAUCAGUCACUGAAAAAGAAAGCGGCGGCCAGUGUCAGAAAAAAGUGCUUUCACUUGAACUUAAAUUAAUUGCAGAUGUAGGGUUGGUUGGAUUUCCCAAUGCAGGGAAGACUUCUUUGCUUGCAUCUCUUACAAGGGCUUGUCCAAAAAUAGCUUCAUACCCAUUUACAACCCUUCACCCAUAUGUAGGAAAGGUUUCUUCACACAACGCUUACUUCACGACGACGAUUUUUUGCCUAUAUUUUAGGCCUAUUUUUUACCUAUUUUUAGGCUGUUUUUCAACUCUUUUUAAUUAUUUUGUUCACCUAUUAUUUUAACGCUAAAAAUUUUCUGCCAAAAAAGAUUGAAAGUUGCAAAAUAAAGAAAUAAAUAAAUAAGCAAAACAAAUUAUAAAAAUCUAUAAAAAAUAUACACGUGAGAAAAAUUGUUACUGGUUGACCCAAAAAAGUAUCUUAUAUCUUCUAGAAAUAUGAAGCAUUUUGAAUAGGAUACUGAAUAGCCAGUAAAAAUGUUUACGUAUAUAAUUUGCAUAAAUAAAUAAAAUAGGCCAAAAAAACAAUCGUUGUCGUGGAGUAAAAUCACUGUAGGAAAUCUUGAGUUUAUUGAUGGAUCUCGAAUCAGUAUAGCUGACAUGCCAGGUUUGAUUGAAGGCGCGAGCGAGAACAAAGGUCUUGGCCAUGAAUUUUUAAAGCAUAUCCAAAGGACAAAGAUGCUGAUUUAUGUGCUAGAUAUUACACAGGAUCCUGGAAACACUCUUGUUACACUGUAUAGUGAGCUGAAACUUUAUGACGAAAAAUUAGUCAAGAAGCCUUGUUUGAUUAUUUUGAAUAAAGUUGAUCUUGUAGACAACAAAGACGAGCUCACUGCUUUUGAGCAACAGCUAGGGAGAAAAGUAUAGUAAAUUAGCCUGAAUUUGGUGCUAGAAAUAAUAAUUUUAUAUAUUUAAUUAUGUAUUAAUUUAUCACAAAAAGCAUAACUAAAGUAAGUGCGAAGUAUGGUACUGGACUUGGAGAGCUUGUAAGUGAAAUCAAUGACAAAAUUCUCGCUUACCAAGAAGCUGUAAAAGAGUUAAAUGGCAAUAUUUUAAGACAAACACAACUUUAA
Messenger RNA from Blepharisma stoltei, 1627 nucleotides. The record is from the annotation of a GenBank genome assembly. NCBI's taxonomy places the organism in Eukaryota, Ciliophora, Heterotrichea, Heterotrichida, Blepharismidae.